AUGCGCUGUACGGUCGACCUAGUCAAAGCAGGCUAGUCUAAACAAGUGGUUAAUAGGAGAUAUUUUUAAUUGUUACGUUUAAAAUUCAGUGUCCUACGCCCAUCUUUUCUUCUCAUCAUGUGUUUCUUGUGAUGUGAAUGUGAACUAUAAGAACGAAAAGAAAUCGUACGAAAGUGUGCUGCAGUAACGUUGUGCAUAUUCAAACGACAUAUUGACUAACUGUACGCAGCGCGGCGUGACUUACACAUGCAAAAAACUGUUCCAAGUGUCGUUUGACAGCUUCCUCACAAACGAAGUGUUUUCAUUCAAGGAAUUUUGAAGGGAGCAGAACAGAUGGUAAUCUGAAGGUGCAAUGUCUGGAGAAUACGGAGGAUGUGGUGAUGAGGAAUUGACGAAUUAAUUGGCUUACGAAACUGGUAAUCAAGAAUCAGAAUAAUGGAUCAACAUCAAAUGAGCAGAAAGCAAGCAGCUAAUUCACCAGAAGUGGCGUUAGCUAACGAAGUGUUCGAUCAGUUUUGCAAUGCAACUACGUUGAAAUCCAUUCUAGGCUAUUACAGACAUUUAUGUGAAUUAUUAAAAAUCCGACCAAACGUUAUUAAUCAGUUUUAUCCGAAAUUAAAGACGAAGCUGCGAUCAUGGAAAGCGCAAGCGUUGUGGAAGAAAUUCGAUCAGCGAGCCAGUCAUAAAUGUUAUAAUCGCGGUAAAGCAUGUCAAAAUACGAGGGUCCUUAUUAUCGGUGGAGGGCCAUGUGGUUUGCGAUCAGCUAUAGAGGCACAAUUAUUAGGUGCUAAAGUUGUUGUUAUAGAGAAAAGAGACCGGAUGUCUAGAAACAAUGUUUUACAUCUAUGGCCUUUCGUCAUUCAGGAUCUACGAGGUUUAGGUGCAAAGAAGUUCUUUGGAAAAUUUUGUGCCGGUUCUAUUGAUCAUAUCAGUAUUCGUCAGCUGCAAUGUAUCUUGUUAAAAGUUGCUUUGAUUCUCGGCAUCGAGUUCUAUGAAAAUGUGAGCUUUGAUUCUCUGAUUCAGCCACCAAGCAAUCAGGAAGAUGGCAAGAUUGGUUGGAGAGCGAAAACUUUGCCUACAGACCAUCCUGUCAUUCAAUAUGAAUUUGAUGUAUUAAUUGGAGCUGACGGCAAACGAAACACCUUAGAAGGCUUCAAACGAAAAGAGUUUCGAGGAAAACUAGCUAUUGCAAUUACAGCGAAUUUUAUAAAUAAACGAACCGAGGCAGAGGCGCGUGUGGAAGAGAUCAGUGGUGUCGCUUUUAUAUUCAAUCAAAAGUUUUUUAAAGAAUUGUAUCAGGAAACGGGUAUAGACUUGGAAAAUAUCGUCUAUUAUAAAGAUGACACACAUUACUUCGUUAUGACUGCCAAAAAACAUAGUUUAAUCGAUAAAGGCGUUAUUCUGCAGGAUCACGCUGAUACUGCAAAAUUACUCGCUAAAGAAAAUGUAGAUCGAGAGGCUCUAAUGUUAUAUGCACGAGAAGCAGCAGAAUUUUCGACAGGAUACCAAAUGGUGGACAUGGAAUUUGCGGUGAAUCAUUACGGACAAUCAGAUGUAGCUAUGUUUGAUUUUACUUCAAUGUAUGCAGCAGAAAAUGCAAGUCGUGUUUUGGAGCGCUAUGGUCAUCGGCUACUCAUGAUUCUUGUAGGCGACAGUCUUCUCGAGCCGUUUUGGCCGACUGGUUCUGGAUGCGCAAGAGGAUUUUUAAGUUCUUUGGAUGCUGGCUGGGCAAUCAAGAGCUGGGGCAUGUCAUUAUCACCAUUAGAAGUAAUUGCAGAACGCGAGUCAAUUUACAGAUUAUUAGGACAGACGACACCGGAAAACUUGAAUAGAGAUUACGCUGCGUACACUUUGGAUCCUCAUACAAGAUAUCCAAAUCUCAACGUACGCGCUGUAACUUCGGUACAAGUAUGCAGUCUUCUCGACACUGAUGAUCCUGAAAGUAUCAAACAACCUGAAGUACAGAACGAGAUUGAUAUUCCAAAGAAACGAAGACGUCGCGAUAUGAAAACUGGCGCUCAGACUCAGGUUCAUCCAGAUACAUUGCUUCGUUGGCUGCAGAAACAAGUUGCAUUGUAUGAUAAAAUUCAUAUCGAAGACAUGGGUGUCUCCUUCAAAGAUGGCUUAGCUAUCUGUGCAAUUAUUCAUCGAUACCGUCCAGAUCUAAUCGAUUUUUAUAAUUUAAAUACUGAAAACGCUGCGAAGAAUAAUCAACUUGCCUUUGAUAUACUGGAAAAGGAAUUGGAUAUAAAGCCGAUAAUGACUGGAAUGGAAAUGGCUGGAUGUGACGUUCCUGACAAACUUGCCAUGUUUUCUUAUUUAACGCAAAUAUAUGAAGCUUUCCGAGGAGAAAUUCCAUAUAUUAAACAUUCAAAACUAGUAAGUAACUGCGCAACUUGCUUAUCAACAUAAUAUAUACAGGGUGUUCCGUAAGUCGAGGUCAAUCGCUCGAGAGAUGAAUGGGGAACC
Molecule: messenger RNA, 2469 nt
Organism: Harpegnathos saltator (Jerdon's jumping ant)
Lineage: Eukaryota; Metazoa; Arthropoda; Insecta; Hymenoptera; Formicidae
Product: Molecule interacting with CasL
Exons: 11
Coding region: 436-2412 (658 amino acids)
Molecular function (GO): FAD binding; protein binding
Source: RefSeq, a predicted model, not a curated record